AUGAGUCUGCAGAUCUUCAAUGACGAAAAUGUCACCAGUGAAAAAAAUGCAGAAAACCGUGACUUCCUGUUUUCACCACCAGAACUUAGCGGAAGAUCAUCUGUUCUUCGUCUGUCACAAAAAGACAACGUGCUGCCCAAGAACCAGGCCAAAACUGCAAAGGUGACUUUUCAGACACCUUUGCGGGACCCACAGACGCACAGGAUCUUAAGUCCUAGCAUGACCGGCAAACUUGAGACACAUUUUGCUCUGGAUGACGAUGUAGGAAUAGAAAACUAUCACUACGUCCAGUCACAAAAGGAGAACCUACAGUUUACCAAGGAAGUGGAUACCAAUACUACCUAUGGAAUCCUCCAGAAACAAGCAGUGGCCAAUGCUGACCCUCCUCCAGGAAACAUAAACUCGGCCUUUGAAGAUGAUGGCUCCAGCAAGCCUGGCUUGGCCCUCCUGGCCCACGCAAGUUCCUCAGGUUCUUUCCAGAGCCCAGAAAAUCCUAAAAACUGGGUGACAUCUCCAGGACAAUUGUCUGGCAGCCCUGGUCAAGCAUCGAAGGAAAACAUUAGUUCUUAUUCCUUGGAUAAAAACAUGACAUCUACCUCUGAGAUCCUAGAAAACCCUCCCAAGACAGUGUACCAACACAAGGCAGAGACUCCUCCGAGAGCUCUGGAAGAAAGCUUGCACUACACUGCUUUGACCAUGGCUGCUUCACCUCUUGGUAUAAGCCCUGAAGAGCCACACAGAGGAAUGCCCCCCACAGAUGUAGCUGUCGAGCCCCUGGCCUGCCCUGAGGUCAUGGGUGGCCCUGAGGUCAUGGGUGCCCCUGAGCCAACAGCCAGUGCCCAGCCCCCUUCCCAAGUCUGCUUAUCUGGUUCUGAGAACUCAACCCCAGCCAGCCCUCUGCAGGCUGGUGGAAUUGUGAACCCAAGUCCUCAGGAAGAAGAAGCCUCUGACCAAAUGGCUGUUUCUUCAAGGUGUGACUUCAUAAGGCUAGAAUUUGACUUCUCGAAUGACACGACCAGCAAAAGGGUGCAUCCACCAAGGAGACUGGCAAAGAGAGCUGGUGCUCAUCCUCCCCUGAGGAGAUCAGAGGCAAGGCAGGAGCAGGUCCCCAAGGAGGAAGAAGACAGAGAUGGGACCAGAAGGGAAGAUAAGUACCUCCAGCCUGCUUCCCAGGGCUCUUACCACCUUGACUGGGACAAACUGGAUGACCCAAACUCUACUCCCUUUGGAGGUGACUCCAAGUCUGAUGACAAAGAGGCCCAACCCCCAGAAAGCCCCAAGAUUGGAUUUGCACAUCCUGCAUCUGAGCAGCUGAGUGCUGGGCCUGUGGCCACUGAGAACUUCCCUCCAAACCAGCAGCUGUGUUUAGCCCCAGCAGAUGAUACACCUGUCAUGCAGAUGGCAGCCAAGACACCAGGAGCAGAAGACAAGGAGGGAACCUUGAAUUUCUCAGGCAUUUCAUCUACCACAAGCUGUCCGGACAGUGUGCUGACUGCCCCUCCUGCUGAUCUGGUGCCUGUGCCUGCUCAGCAGGGUCCAGAGCCUGCCUUGGAUCUGAAGGAGGAGAGCUUCAGAGACCCAGCUGAGGUUCUAGGCACCUGUGCUGAGGUGGAUUAUCUGGAGCAGUUCGGAACAUCCUCGUUUAAGGAGUCGGCCUGGAGGAAACAGUCCUUAUACCUGAAAUUCGACCCCCUUCUGAAAGAGAGCCCUCUGCGGCCAGUGCCCAUGGUCCCAGAAACAAACAGGAGCCCACAGGAUGCAGAGAAAGAGAAACCUGCCUCAGGAAACCCUCUGGAAGCCAAGCUUGUAGAGUUUGAUUUCUUGGGUGCUCUGGAUGUUCCUGUGUCAGGCCUACCCCCUUGUAUCCUUGAGCCUGGAGGUCUCCUGCCUGCUGGGCCAAUUGUGGAUGUGCUGCAGUACAGCCAGAGGGACCUGGAUGCAGCGGUAAAUGCAGUACAGCAGGAAAACCUGGAGCUGAAGAGCAAGUGUGAGGAACUCCAUACAAAAUACCUGGAGAUGGGGAAGAUCGUGGACGGAUUUGAGGGGGUUGUGUACCAGUCGAUGGAGGAGGCUCAGAAACAGAAGGAUCUUGCCCAAGCCAAAAUCCAGAAGGUUCUAAAAGAGAGAGACCAACUUACUGUGGACCUGAACUCCAUGGAGAAGUCCUUCUCUGACCUCUUCAAGAGGUUUGAGAAACAGAAGGAGGUGAUUGAAGGCUACCGCAAGAAUGAAGACUCAUUGAAGAAGUGCGUGGAGGAGUACAUAGUGAGGAUAGAAAAGGAGGGUCAGAGGUACCAGGCCCUGAAGGCCCAUGCAGAGGAGAAGCUCAAGCUGGCAAAUGACGAGAUCGCCCAGGUGCGCAGCAAGGCUCAUGCAGAGACCUUGGCCUUCCAGGCAAGCCUAAGGAAGGCACAGAUGCAGAUUCAAUCACUGGAGAAGACCGUGGAGCAGAAGACUAAAGAAAACGAUGAGCUGUCCAGGAUCUGUGAUGACCUCAUCUCCAAGAUGGAGAAGAUCUGAUGAGAGCCACCACCUCUGCCAGCCUUUUCCUGUCUGUCUGUCCAUUCACCCGUCUUGUCUGACUUGUCUUACUUUUGUGUACUUCUCUUGUAACCUUAACUCAUUUUUUAAAUAGAUGCUUUUAAAAAGAAG
This is a messenger RNA of Castor canadensis (American beaver), 2652 nucleotides long. It is a transcript of the gene Tacc3, whose product is annotated as transforming acidic coiled-coil containing protein 3. Gene Ontology annotation, biological process: mitotic spindle organization; nuclear migration; cerebral cortex development. Lineage: Eukaryota; Metazoa; Chordata; Mammalia; Rodentia; Castoridae. The record is from RefSeq and is a predicted model, not a curated record. Gene Ontology annotation, cellular component: cytoplasm.